AUGGAUGAGGCAUGGCACGAUGUCGACAUGCCAGUGGCAGACGAGAGGAGUGUCAACUGUGCUGGCAUAGAAGGCAAGGCGGCGGACACAGUGGGCAAAGCAAGCAGUGGCAGCAGUGGGCACAGUCACAGUGAGACGCUGGUCGACAACCAAGAAGCAGCAGCCGAACUGGCAGAUUGGCUUGCAGAGAUGGAGUUGACGAGCCCAAAGUUCCUUCGAGCGACGCCAGUAUAUUGCAUCACAGCAGGCGCUGGUCGUGCGCUAAGAACCUCCUACAAUUCUGCCCUCGUCAGCCAGGAAGUGGAGUUCAUUCGCAAGUUUGUAUCCCACAGCUGGCAGUCAAGACCUUUUUGGAAAACGCUGAGUUUGCUCUGUUUUUACAACUGGAAGCAAGCCGCAGUGGCCAGCUGCGGAAGUGCAACUCUCAUGGCGCUUCUCUUCAGCUUGCGCCAAUUGCCAGGCUUCAUGAAAGUUGGCCGCCUCCAACAAGCCGUCUUUGUGGGGCCAUGGAGUUUGUCUGCAGGGACGCUCACCUUUCUGCUGGUUUUGAUGUUUCGGCGGCCCUGUGAGCUGGUCUUCCUCGACCGGCUGUGCAUAAACCAACGAGAUGUGAAGCAGAAAAUGGAGGGUGUCUUGAACAUCGGGGCCUGCCUGAAGCGGUCUGAGAAGCUCAUGAUCAUUUGGGACAGCAGCUACUGUUACAGGUUGUGGUGUAUCUUCGAAUUGGCCGCGUUUCUGAGAACUCAUGAGACGCCAGACAUGCUGGUCCAGCCCUUAUCAGUUGCUGUCUUAUCUUUGCUGUCCUUCAUGACGAACGUCGUGUUUUGCUACACCAGUAUCUUCCUUCCUUGGGACAGCGAGAUUACACUCUUUGGGGUGGUGCUGGGCUUGUGUGCUUUUGGGUGGCUGGCCAGCACAGUGCUGCUCAAUUUCACCACUUCCGUGGAGGUCAUGCAGAAGCAGUUGCAAAACUUCCAAAUUGCGGACACCACUUGCUCGUGUUGCGAGAGGAACCACAAAAGUGCAGACGGCACGCCCCUCAUGUGUGACCGCGAGGUCCUGCUGAGAUGCAUAAGGGUCUGGUUCGGGUCCGAGGAGGAAUUUGAAAGGUCCGUGCAGGAAUCUACGCAGGCCGCCUUGGUGCAUCACUUGGGCGGGCUUUGUUUCCCCUACCAUUAUAUGGUAACUUCCGGCCUUCCAGCACUGUGGGUGCAGAUGGACUUUGCAGCUAGCAGAUGGUACAUAGGUGACAACACUGAUGCACUGGAAAACUUGGUCAUCGGCAUAGCUGCUAUAUUUCUGACCAUUCCAGCAAACCUUGCGGCGACUCACCUUUGCGGUAGAUGUACUUCUCGUUGCCGCCCGAUGGUGCGGAAACUGCUUGCAGCAGCCGUUUGCGCAGGACUGCUGCUAGCCAGUCAAGGUACCAUACAGAUUUGCAUGUCAAUGUUUCGUGGAUCUCCUGUGCCUGGUGGGGUAGUGCAUAGCGCUUUUUGGCUUCUGCCAGCCUGGGCACUUUGGCGCUCUGCCAGCUCAAAGUCAAAGCCCUGA
This is a messenger RNA of Effrenium voratum, 1551 nucleotides long. The record is from the annotation of a GenBank genome assembly. NCBI's taxonomy places the organism in Eukaryota, Dinophyceae, Suessiales, Symbiodiniaceae.